AUGUCUCAGGAAGAUUCUCAGGAUGUUGUUGAAAACAAUGAUAGUUAUAUAAUGGAUUCCGAAAUGGAUAGUCUAGAGGAAAGAAUGAAACAAAUUGAAAGGGAGGCUGAAUCUUUACGUCAAAUGCAAAAUGAUGUUAGCCAAAAAAUGUUAACAACUUCUUCCCCUCAAUUUCCUCCAGCACUGACUCCUGAAGAAAAAGCAGAACAAGAUGCACGAUCUGUGUAUGUAGGAAAUGUUGAUUAUGGUGCUACAAAUGAAGAAUUACAAUCACAUUUUGAAAGUUGUGGAGAGGUAAAACGUGUUACAAUUCUCCAUGAUAAAUAUACUGGAAGUCCAAAAGGUUUUGCAUAUGUAGAAUUCGCUAGCGAAGAAGCCGUGGAUAGUGCUUUAGAAUUGUCUGAUUCAUUAUUUAGAGGUCGUCAAAUUAAAGUUAUAAAAAAGAGGACAAACAAACCAGGUAUUAGUACAACGAACAGACCACCACGAGGGCGCGGAAUAAGAGGCCGUAUGCCGAGAGGACGUGGUUUUUUGGCAACUCGUGGAUUCAGAGGAAGAGUAGCUUUUAGAGCCAGGGGUGGUGGUUUCAGUUAUUGA
Messenger RNA from Strongyloides ratti, 597 nucleotides. Its product is annotated as Polyadenylate-binding protein 2. The record is from RefSeq and is a predicted model, not a curated record. Gene Ontology annotation, molecular function: RNA binding. The coding region runs from base 1 to 597 and encodes 198 amino acids. Lineage: Eukaryota; Metazoa; Nematoda; Chromadorea; Rhabditida; Strongyloididae. The transcript has 2 exons.